This is a messenger RNA of Mesorhabditis belari, 291 nucleotides long. The record is from the annotation of a GenBank genome assembly. Lineage: Eukaryota; Metazoa; Nematoda; Chromadorea; Rhabditida; Rhabditidae.
AUGGAUAAGCAAAGAAAAAAUGAUUUCUUCACUUUUGCUGACGAUGAAGGAAAUGAUGAACAACGACAACGACUUCAAUCAAUUUCUCGAAACACUUUACUUGUUAUGGACAAAAAUGGAAACCCAAUGCGUUUCGAUGAGGCAACUGGGUCACACUUGUUAAGCACAAUUCCCGAAGUUUCCGAAAUAACAAAUGCGACCACUCCCGAUUUCCCGUUAACACCGCAAGUGCCAAGAGCAGCGCUGAAGAAAUUGUUGCGCAGGACGAACACGGCAACGAGGGAUUUCGAG